CCCCUCCUCCCCUCCCAGCUUUCCGCUGGGGCGAUGGCGAGCGGCGGCGGGGACUCCCGCGGGGACUGCUGACCGAGGCGCUGCCCUCCCCCUGCCUCCCCCGGGAGGACGAGGCGAAGCCUCCCGCGGCUCCGCCGAGCAUGCUGCCCGCCCGCCUGGCGCCGCGGGGUCGGUGGGCGCUGCUGGCAGCCCCGGGGUGGGCGCUGCGGGGCUCGGGGACGCGGGUGCGACCCUGCGCGGGGUGGAGGCUGCAGCCCCUCGGCAGGGAGCCCCCCCCGCAGGCCAGGGGCAUCAGGGCCGAGAGACCUGCCGGUGGGGGCAAGCAGGUGUCGGUGCAAAGCGAUCAGAGAGGAGAAACCGUGCUGUCGGCUGCACAAAGAGUGAAAGAAGCUGGAAGAGACUUUACCUAUUUUAUCGUGGUGCUUGCUGGAAUUGGUGUUACAGGUGGUUUGUUCUAUGUGAUUUUUAAAGAGCUGUUCUCUUCUUCUAGUCCAAGUAAGAUCUAUGGAGAUGCCUUGGAGAAAUGCAGAUCUCACCCUGAGGUAAUUGGUGUUUUUGGUGAAUCUAUUAAAGGUUAUGGAGAGGCAACAAGAAGAGGAAGACGACAGCUUGUCAGUCACAUUGAGUUUGUAAAGGAGGGACUGAAGCAUAUGCGUUUGAAGUUCUAUAUUGAAGGCUCUGAAUCGGGGAAGCGAGGAACAGUUCAUGUGGAAGUUAAAGAGAAUCCUGAGAAAGGAAGAUUUGAGGUCCGCUACAUCUUUGUGGACAUUGACACCUAUCCUAGAAGAACCAUUGUCAUAGAAGACAACAGAUAGCAAAUGAUCAAAAUUGCCACCUCUUCUCAUUGAGUAUUGAGUGAUGUGGGUGUAACCAGUCUACACGUGAAUUGUUUGGUGUUCUCAAUUGUAUCUUGCAGCUUUGGGAUUGUGUAACAGGACGUACCUUCUCAGGGCUUCCGUUAAGGUCUUUCAUAAUAACAGGUACAGAAUUUGAAGUGAAGCCAAUAAGAAAAAAUAAUAGAGCCAUCACUUAUGGCAAAUACUUUUGACAUAGAAAAAUAAUGGCUCAUAAUAAACAGUUUAAUGCUGAAUCAUACUUUCGCACAGCCAAAAACUAAGUCUUCUAAGAUUUUGGGUUUGGAUGGGGAACUUCUUUUGUCUUCCUUUGCUUGGAUUUCCUACUAGCACUGCAAUAAACAAAGUGUUUUUUUAAAUGUAGGAGAACUCACUGUUUUCGUUCUGGAUGCCGUUGUAUAGGUAAGAAGGUGAAAUAAGAAUAUAUGUUAGUGAUGCAAAAGCAGUCUAGCCCAAAGACAUGUAAGAAUGUGGAUUGUAGAGGCACACAUCCUUGGCAAAUGUCUGGAGAUAAAAGACUUAAGUAUUGGUAUCUUCUAAAUAGAUUGGCAGCACACAGAACAGCGGUACUGUCUGCUCUUUCCAAUGUUUGCCAUGCCGCUCUGCUACCUCAUGACAGUGUUGUAGCUGCUCAGCACUGCCCACAGUUUUUUCCCUUAACUGAACUAAUUUAAAUUUUCUGGGAAUCUGAUUCAUACAGGUUUAGCCAAACUGAAAAGCUCAGCUUAUGACCAAAUUUCUCAGCUGGGUUUCCUCCUUAGUGCAGUAUUGCAGAUAGCAAGCAGAGCUCUGUUAGUAAUCAGACUCAAGUCAUGCCCGUCUGUCAAGCAUCACCAACCAAAAAAUUUCAAGCUUUAACUAUUUACUUUUGACAGCUUUCUUGAACACCAACUAAUGCAUUUUUCUGUUCUUAGCUAUCAUACGUAAUGAAUUAUCCCUACAUUGAGCAUACAGGGAUAUUCAGUUAUCAACCCUUAUUGCAAGUUCAUUUAAUGGUACAUUUGGACUGUUCUAAAAUUCACACAAUAUUCUCUCAUAAAAUGCCACAAAUAUCGUACCUAGAUCUUUAGUAAUACUUUACUGGACUGUAGCCAUCAUGUUCAUGUCUCCCAGUAAUCUCAUUCACAUAAUAACAACUAAACAUAAUACCUUGAUAGACCUGGGUAAUUUUGCUUUGUAUUAAUCACUACAACCUUGACUUCAGCCAGAUCUUCAUGUUGUUUGAAAGUAUUCAAUGAAGAGCUAUCAUGCAUUCAUCCAGUUUGUGAGCAGAGCAGAGUAACCACACAUGACAGCAGAGCAGUGGCAGAUGCUGAUCCAUAUUAGACUGGUAGGCAUUUUGGAAUUUCUACACUGCAUAACUGAUUUCUGCUGUGCAAGCCAAAGGAGUUUUUACGAAACUUGAAUUGUAGUUGAAACUGACUGAGGUGAUUUCAUAGCCAUUUGUUUCAGCAGAGUUAUAGAUUUGUCUGCUUUCUUACAUCCUUCAGUGGAUGCUUGUCAAGACUAGUGAGCCCAUAAUUUUACACAUCUUUAAAAGCUAUGAAAAGUGUAUCGGUGGCUCCCUAUUGUAAGUAUGACAAAUAAUUGUGAUAUUUGAUACAUAGCCAUGAAGCAAGUUUGAUAAAUUUAUUUUUACCUACAGUUGUUGACAUAGUUCAUGCUCAUUGGAAAGGCGUCUUUAAGUAAUGAUGCUGACGUCUGUGGUAUAAUAGACUUGCUAGGCCCUGUGGAUGGCAAACAACUUGUAUUUGCGAAAGAGAGUGGUUGGCAAGGGAGCAACUGGCAACGUGCAGCUGCAUCUGUUGAAACAGGUAGAUUAGGUGGCUGUCAAACACUUGUAUCAGCUAAGUGACACUUGGGGUGAGACGGAAGCCUCAUAGCCUGGUGUUGCUUCAAUUAAGAGCAAAAACACCCUUGAAAUGACAUACUGAGCUCCCCGCGUGGCAAAG
This is a messenger RNA of Cuculus canorus (common cuckoo), 2806 nucleotides long. RefSeq names its product translocase of inner mitochondrial membrane 21 (gene TIMM21). The transcript has 6 exons. The record is from RefSeq and is a predicted model, not a curated record. The coding region runs from base 141 to 815 and encodes 224 amino acids. Gene Ontology annotation, biological process: protein import into mitochondrial matrix. Gene Ontology annotation, cellular component: TIM23 mitochondrial import inner membrane translocase complex. NCBI's taxonomy places the organism in Eukaryota, Metazoa, Chordata, Aves, Cuculiformes, Cuculidae.